Molecule: messenger RNA, 4020 nt
Organism: Fusarium keratoplasticum
Lineage: Eukaryota; Fungi; Ascomycota; Sordariomycetes; Hypocreales; Nectriaceae
Product: NACHT domain-containing protein
Exons: 3
Coding region: 1-4020 (1339 amino acids)
Molecular function (GO): protein binding
Source: RefSeq, a predicted model, not a curated record
AUGCGUCGGAUGCUGUGCUGCGGUAUUUCUCCUUCAAGUCACGAUGGAGACGACAAGCCUGCACAUCCGGCAGGAGCCAAGUCGACGCUCUCUCAACAACACUCCAAUGUGCCGAAACGCGCUGAUCCUCCAAAGCCGAAAGACGAUGCGCCAUCUUCCUCUGCCGUGACAAGUCCAGCAGAUAACGCGCAAACUAAGAAGCAAGUCAAUUCCAACCUAUGGGAUGAAGCCAUGGGAAGGCUCUCAGAAGACGACAAGGCGUGGAUCAACGGCAACUCCCAGCAGUUCCUAGAUUCGUCUGGCCCCGGAGUCCGUGGCAUCAUUGCUCUAGUUGAUCAAAAGCGACAAGAAUGCGAAGCCAACAGAUGGACAACUGUCCAAGUAUUCAGAACCACCAUUAAUCUAUCCGAUCUGGCCAGCAACGCUAUCACGUGGCUCAACAAGUUUAAAGAGGUUGGCGACACGAUUGUCCAGUACGACCCUGGACAUGCAGCCUUGCCGUGGGCCGCGAUGAGGUUUAUCCUUCAAUCCGCAAUUUCAUACGAAGAACACAUGGCGUUCUCGCUACUCAGCGUUGAGAAAACAACAAGGAUUGUCCACAGGUGCCAGAUCUAUGAGCUGCUCUAUAACUGCAACACAAUCAAUGCCCAGGUUGCCAGUGGUCUCGAGAAGGCCUUGGUUGACCUAUAUUCCUCACUCCUUCAUAUCCUCGCACGAGUGGGCAAGUUCCUCUGCAAAGGCACGGCACGCCGCUCCCUCUCUGCUGUCCUCAGGCCAACUGAGGGGGCAGACCUUCUCUCGGAACUUGAAAAGUUCGAGAACGAGGUCAACAAGGAAGCCUCAAUCUGCGAGAGCAAGCGGAGUGCCGAGGCUGAUUCCAAGUCUCAAGAGCAAAUACAAAAGCUUCAAUCUCUCCUAAAGCUUGAACAGCCCGUUCUUCGCAUUGACGAAAACGUCCAGAAAGCCCUUGAAAAGAUGGAGAUUGAGGAGCUGAUGCGCAUUCUUGAGUGGAUUUCUCCCCUGAAGUACUAUCAACACCAUAGGCUGGUCACGGAGGCGAGGACCAAAGGUACCUGCUACUGGAUUGCUAAACAGCCAAAAUUCUAUGAGUGGCGGAGUGAGACCUCUUCCACCACAUUCUGGCUCCAAGGAUUUGCAGGCACAGGCAAAACCUUCAUCACUUCAAGAGUCAUUGAUCUGGUCGCAGAGAACCUUGGAGGCCAACGAAAUCAUGAAGGAUUCGCCUAUUUCUACUGCAAUCAAACUGAGCCAGCUCGUCGACAGGCACUCUCAGUCCUCCGGAGCUUCAUCAGACAGCUUUCAUCACUCAGAUCCUUCUCUAGCCAUCUCCACUCCAAGCUAAAGCAGCUAUACGACGAGUCUGAGCUGCAGGGAGGAGGAUGGACAUUUGGUCUAUGCAAGGAAUACAUACUCGAUCUGUUCAACUUUUAUCCUCACACGACCAUCAUACUCGACGCCCUGGAUGAAUGCCCGGUUGAAGAGCGAAUGUUGUUGCUCAACACCUUCGAUUGGGCAUCGAGAUCUUCGUCCCGACCUGUCAAGAUCUUCAUCUCUAGCCGUCCAGAAGGAGACAUUCGGCAACGGCUCAUCCGCCUCCCCAAUCUUGAGAUUUCUGCCUGGAACAACAGCCACGAUAUUGCAGAGUUCAUCAAGGAGAGUAUAUACAGUCAAGACUCGCGGGCCCCGUGGACCCCAGCGUUGGCGAAAAACGAAGCCCUGAAAGAAAAAAUUGCCCGGACACUGAUCGAGAAGAGCGAUGGAAAGUUUCAGUGGGCGAGGCUACAAGUUGAUCAGCUCAGGAUCGUCGAUAAUGAGCAGGACCUCCGGACCAGGCUAGGAGAGCUUCCAGAAGAUCUCAAGUCAUCGUAUGAUGAGAUUUAUCAGAGGAUCCUAGACCGUCCCAAAUACUCGAGAAUUCGCGCACUGAGAGCCCUGAAGUGGGUCAUGGGCUCGCCCAAACCUCCAUUUAUGCAUGAGCUUCUGAACGCCAUACGUAUAGACCCCGACGCUAGGGUGAUUGACGAGCCUGGCGAAGUAACAGAGGAGCAACUUCUCGGCUGGUGUGCGAACCUGCUCAUGAAAGACAACUCAUCGUCCUUUUCUCCCAGCGUUUGUCGGCCGUGCCACCUCUCGGUGGUCGAGUAUCUCGAGGGUCGAUUCACGGAGCCCACUGCUCACUUCUUUGUUACGAUGGCCAAGUUGUUCCUUCUGCUUGUCCCGUCUGAUGACUCAGAGGAACCAGAAGGAUGGAACUGGCUCAUACUUAGUGAUGGCAGCCGUGGUCCAGGGGCUCUUACACCCACAGAGAAAGAUCUAGAUCCCAUAAUUGGUCGUUCCGGCCUUCAAAACGUUGCUCGAAGGGACUGGAUGGUCUAUGUCCAAGCAUACGACAAUCAUAGCAUCGACUUCCGGACCGCACCGUUCAACAGACUUGCUGCCAUGGUCAAGGAGUUUCUCGGCACACCGACUGAAAGCAGUAUGCCUUACAUCCGAUGGACUCGGUACGCCCUCAACAAUCCUUACUCUACCUUACGGUCGUCUACGCAGUUAGUGUAUGACUCCUUCGUUGACCCCGUAUCCAAUCCUCUCUUUGGUGUCUGCGUUUAUCCCAUUUUCUACCCCUUGAGAGACUGGUGGGAGCCGGGCAACGUGAAAUUCAACCACUUGGCCGUGAAUAGGGACGGAGAGAGUCUCUUGACCAUGGCGGCUAUGUCAGGUUGCAUACCGCUGUGUGGAAGUCUCAUCGAACGAGGGAUCCCGGUGAAUCCUACAAAUCAUGGCAAGCGCUUUGGCAGUCCUCUCGCCGCUGCGGCAGCAUCUGGACACACGCAUGUUAUCGAGUUUCUCGUCGACCGAGGAGCCCGGGUGGACCUGCUCCUCCAGGACGGCGAAUAUGGGAGCGCUCUCGCCGCAGCACGCAAUGUAGGCGUAUCCAAACUAUUGGUCAAUCUGGGGGCCGAUGUGAAUCUUCUGCUAGAAGCUGGAAGUUACGGCAGCGCUCUUGCUGCAGCCCAAUGGGACACAAAAACCGCCCAACUUCUCAUUGACAAUAGAGGAGAAGUGGACCUGCUCCUUAAAGCUGGAGACUAUGGCAGCGCCCUGAUAUGUGCGGCGGCCAUGAAGAAUUUAGAAAUGGUCCAGCUUCUCAUUGAUAACCGUGCAGAUGCCAAGCUGUCAGUGUCGACUGGGGAGUAUGGGACUGCCUUGAUUGCGGCUGCCACCGCAAACGAGGAGGAAUCAGAAAUUUCCGUGGAGAUAGCCCAGCUUCUCGUCAAGCAUGGAGCAGAUGUGGACUAUCUCCCAUCGACUGGCACCUAUGGGAGUGCUCUCAUUGCUUCUUGUGUACCCGGGCUCGGAGAUGCAAUCGAUAUUCUGCUCGAGAAUAAAGCAGAGGUCAAUGCGAUUGCUAAAGUGGGCGAUUUCGGAAGCGCUCUUAUUGCCGCUGCUUGCAAUAUAAGGGAUGGCAACCUCUAUCUCAUCAAUCUUCUGAUUGAGAAGGGGGCGGAUGUGGAUGCGCUCGUCCCAACCGGAGCAUAUGGUAGUGCCUUAGUAGCGGCUGCGACGACCGAUGUCAUCGCUUGCAGAUGCCUAGUGGAGAAAGGGGCAGAUGUCCGUCUUCGCGUGCCUUAUGGAUUCUACGGAAGCCCUCUCAUUGCGGCCAUGUGCUCGAGGUCGGACGAUAUAGUCAGAUUGUUGCUCGACAAAGAAGUAGAAGUUGACCAGAUUCCCGAUGGGGAGAAGGUUGACUUUGGAACGGCCUUGAUGGCAGGAGCCUACUGGGGAUUUCUAUCGGGCGUCGAGAUGUUGCUGGAGGCUGGGGCUCAAGUGAAUCUGCGGACCAAGGUUGGGAGGUUUAGCACUGCGCUCGCGGCUGCUCGAGCAGACUUGACAGAUGAGGGAGGCGUUUUUGGGGAAGACAUGUGGUAUCGCGAUGAAGAACGGGAGAAAUUGAGGCUCGCGGUGGAAAAGUUGCUGCUUAAUCAUGGGGCAACAGAAUGA